AUGCGCCCCUCUUCAAGAUUGCUUCAACACGCCUGUCGAAUCACGCUCUUCACCCGAGAAAACUGCUCCCUGUGUACCAAUGCCAAAUCGACUCUGUCAGCUGUGUGGGACAAACGCCCCUUUGACUACAAAGAGAUCAAUGUCAUGAAACCCGGAGCUAAUGGUUGGAAAGACUUGUAUGAGUUUGAUACUCCAGUGAUCCAUGUCAGCAGUUCUAAAACACCUGACGAGCGUCCGGAACUCUCCUCGAAAGCCCAAAAGCUCAUGCACAGGUUUACUGCUGAGCAGGUGACUGAGAAAAUGGAUGCAGUAGAGCCUCGGGCAAACUAA
This is a messenger RNA of Venustampulla echinocandica, 330 nucleotides long. Its product is annotated as Glutaredoxin-like protein. NCBI's taxonomy places the organism in Eukaryota, Fungi, Ascomycota, Leotiomycetes, Helotiales, Pleuroascaceae. The record is from RefSeq and is a predicted model, not a curated record. The coding region runs from base 1 to 330 and encodes 109 amino acids. The transcript is spliced from 2 exons.